This is a messenger RNA of Helicoverpa zea (corn earworm), 2154 nucleotides long. RefSeq names its product cilia- and flagella-associated protein 61-like. The coding region runs from base 358 to 876 and encodes 172 amino acids. Lineage: Eukaryota; Metazoa; Arthropoda; Insecta; Lepidoptera; Noctuidae. The transcript has 4 exons. The record is from RefSeq and is a predicted model, not a curated record.
UCUCUUUCGAACAACCCGCAGCUUUAUUGGAGACCUAAUUUCUACUUUUUAUAGUGGGCUAGAAGACGGUACAGCGAUAAGAACACAGUAUGAUUUGGAACCAGAGCCACGUCGCCCUGGCACUGAUGGAACGGUAAGAUAUCAAGUAAAAGUUACAAAGAUCGGGUUUACUAUUCCAUCACACAAUGUGUGUCUGGCAGUAUAGUAUAGUGGGGUGUGAAAUUAUGACUUUUUACUUACUCAGUUGUAAUUGUCUUAAAAUAAAUAGUGCAAUAAAUACCCAAAAGAAAUCUUUCUCAAUUAUAGAUAUUAGCAGGCGUAAUUUCUCCAGCAUUUGAGCCUCACGCGAGAUGGUAUAUGCGAGAGCUGUUACGACACUCCAGAUACUCCACUCUCUUCUGGAUUUGUAGAUUAUUCGCUAAAGGAGACGCCAGUCCAAGUCGUAACUUAAUGUCUCUGGCUGGCCACAUGAACCCGGUUCAUCCGCGCCAAAAGGUACCUAAUAUAAGCGGCAACAAAGAUUUGGAGAAAAUAUACCAGGAUUUGGCUUGUCCAUUCGCAUUGUGGGUAUUGGAACGUCCUUUGACCAGUCUUCCCAAAGUAUACGUGAAUAACAGCAUCGUGAUUGUAGGUGCUAGUCGAACCGGACUUGCCUUCCUUGAGACUUUGCUGAUGGGUCCAACUUCUCAAUACCUAACGUUCAGCAACGUGACCCUCGUAUCUGAGCACGGUCUACCAACAGUGGCCGACUGUUUGAAGGCAGCAGAUAUAUGCGUUCCGAGGGAUGGACGGUACACUGACCGGUACCUCAAGAGUGUUCCCUUCUACUACUAUUUGGAUGUCAUGUCUGCUAUUAUGGUUAAAAUAGACAGGUAAUCAAUAAUUUCAUUGACCGUUCUUUCUCCUUGAUGAAUGCCUUUAAAUAAAGAGUUUUCGACUGCUGCAUGGCCAUCUUGUCGAGUUCAGAUGCGGUCUUCUGAUCAAGCUCUAAAUGUCACUCUAAGAAGUAUUUUUGCAGAAAGAGAAAAUGCAUCCACUUAAAAGGUGGUGGAACGAAGUAUUAUGACGAACUGGUUCUGACUUGUGGUCAGCAGUUCCAACAUCCUGAUUAUUUGAAGGAGUCCCUUGGACUUGUGAAAGAAGUAGCGUAAGUGUAAACAACUUUAUUUUUGCAGGGACGUAGUCCAGUAUCUUCUGUGUUUAUAUUCAAUUAAACCUUUGUUUUUCCUCAGUAAAGGAAAGCCCUGUGAUAGAAUGCUUCUGGACAACCCCAAAUAUAAGGCCGAGACAGUACCAAUGCCUCCUGAGAUGCCUGAAAAUGUAUUCCUCAUCAAUUCUCUGUUCGAAGCAAACAUCUGCUUGAGGCAUCUUAUGCGCAUGAUAAGUGAUACUAGUAAGCAUACAUAGACAGACAUACAUAUUGAAGAUCUUAGAAAUGUCUACCUUUAUGUAGUACAGAGGUGAUCUCGAUAUCUCGUUCUAAUUUACUGUUAUAUAAUAACACAAUCUUACUUUUAUCUGACUGUCGAAUAAUAAUUUCGCAAUUUUUACUAUUUCUCAUGAUCCACUAGACCAAUUUUUUUCUACACCUCUUAAUUUCUACUAUCUUAACGGUUUUAACAGAGGAGGUUCGAGAGCCAUUAAGCAAACGUAACCAGGUGAUAGUAUACGGGGAUUGCAUAGAAGCGUAUAGUUGUAUUGCAGCACUAUUAGAACUGGGAUUGUUGCCAGAACUCAUUGUCUUUGUGGAACCAUUUCCUUCAACUGAAGAACCAGCUCCUCUGAGAGUCAACUGCUUCAAUGAUGAGACGGUAUGCCUAAACUUAUUAUAGUAUAACUGCAACAUAGUGAGAUAUAGUGCUGGAGGAAUGUUUAGGUUUAGUUACUUUACGAGGUCAGAUCUUAUAAUGUUGAGUUGCUGCGGUGCUUCAGAAGGAACAUUGUGGCUAUAGUCAGUAAGAGGCUGACACAAUCUCAUGUUGCUUCUACAGCGGGUAUUGGUAAUUUGAUGUCAAGUCACCAAAAAAGAUCCUAUGAGGUUAUGAUCAUAUGAUUGGUGUGACCGUGUCUGCAAUUCAGCUUUCAGCUUUCGGGUAUGGCUUACGCUGAGAUUGAAGAAAAACACAAACUACAACGAUUUACGAAGUAUAAAAG